Messenger RNA from Pelobates cultripes (western spadefoot toad), 4305 nucleotides. Lineage: Eukaryota; Metazoa; Chordata; Amphibia; Anura; Pelobatidae. The record is from the annotation of a GenBank genome assembly.
UUGCCAAUGAUCUGAAGCAAUCUGUUAGGAGCUGACCUGGGUCCACUCAGAUCAAUAGCACCAGAGGGAGAGGACAGAGUCACCAGGAGCCUGUAGAGGACCCUUCAAGUCUGGACCCCCUUCUCUUCCUGCUUGAUGUGUAGGGACCUGGAAAGACCAAAGUCCUAGAAGGGGGGUCCACAGAACCCAGUAACCCUUGUGCUGUGUCUGCUCCUCCACCAUGUCCUUCCCACAGUUGGGCUACCAGUAUAUGAGACCCCUGUACCCCUCUGACAGGCAGAGUGUGGGAAGCAGCACCAGGAAUGGCACAGACCUCUCCCCGGCUGGGACUCUGUCUAAUGUGCUCUCCUCCAUGUAUGGGGCUCCUUAUGCUGCAGCUGCUGCAGCCCAAGCCUAUGGAGCCUUCCUGCCCUACACAACGGAGCUGCCCAUCUUCCCACAGCUGGUAAGAGCCCCUUCAAAUGCUCCGAAUGUUCUUCUUUACCUGCUUAACUCAUCCCUUGCCCUGUCCCUUUCUUUCCUUGUGUUCCUUAGCUGUGCAAAACUUUCCCUGUGUUCGAAUCGUGUGUUCCAAAGCUGUGUGGGGAGAUUUUAAAACCAGGGAACUGAUUGCUGCUUUUGUUCCUGUUAAUUGUGGGAAACCAAAAUGAAAUUCUGUGUCUUUGCUGUUUGUAAAUGUUGCUGUUUUGUUAGAGUAACACGCAGAUUUUGUAUCAAAUAGAAUGCUGCCGGAGUUAUGGAACUGUAUGUGUGUAUUAUUUGUUGUUAUGUAUAAUUUUGUUUUUGUGUGUCUGUAUGUAUGCAUGUCUGUGCGUUGUAAUUCGUUUAAGACUGUUUGCUCUGGCCUCAAGGGUUAAACAAAAAGUUUGUUUUCAUUGUAAAAUUAGCUGUGAUUUACUGACAGAUCUAGAUAGCAAAGUUGUGAAAGGAAACAGAUGAGGGUAAAAUAUUUUAAAGGAAAGAAACACAAUAUCAUGUUAUGGAAUUUAACUUAUUUCCUCUGAGCUCGGGAUGAAAAGCAAAUGUGAAACUGAUUUUUUUUUUUUUUUUUUACACCAGAGAAAACCGUGAAAGUAUGUGUCUGUCUAAGUAAUAAAUGCAAGUUACUCUAAAUUCGGUGGGGAAUUACGUGCAAGGUCUAUUGUAGCAAUGUUUCAUGCAUUUAUUUAUCUACCCCCCUUUUUUUAUUUCUCUGUUAAGGGUUCCCAAUAUGAGAUGAAGGAUAGCCCAGGAGUCCAACAUGCAGCUUUCUCUCACCAUCACCCAGCUUUUUAUCCCUAUGGACAAUACCAGUUUGGAGAUCCUUCAAGGCCAAAAAAUGCCACAAGGGAGAGCACCAGCACCCUGAAGGCCUGGCUCAAUGAGCACAGGAAAAACCCUUACCCCACCAAAGGUGAGAAGAUUAUGCUGGCCAUCAUCACCAAGAUGACUCUCACCCAAGUGUCCACCUGGUUUGCCAAUGCGAGGAGGAGGCUUAAAAAGGAGAAUAAAAUGACCUGGACCCCUAGGAGCAGGACAGAUGAGGAGGGGAACUCCUAUGGAAGUGACCAUGAAGAAGAUAAACGAGAGGAUGAGGAGGAAAUAGAUCUGGAGAACAUAGACACUGAGGAAAUUGAGAGUAAAGAAGAUCUUGAUGACCAGGAUACUGAUAUCCAUUCUGACUGCAAAACUGACAUUAGGAGUGACUCUGAGGGUUCAGAUGGUUUUGAGGAUUUGAAUACCACGGAGGAGAGGUUCCUCAAGACAGUGGUUGGGGACAGAGUUUUGGAGGAGGACAAGUGUGACCUUUCUCCUGAUGCCAAAGCUCAUCAACCUACCUGUGAACAGAUCAAACUGGAUAAUGUGUCUCCCAGCCCAUCCCAGGAGAACAAUUUAAUGGUGGCCCAUAAACCCAAAAUCUGGUCCUUGGCAGAGACUGCCACGGCUCCUGAUAACCCACGCAAGUCCCCCCACAGCAGUGGAACAGUGAGCACUCAGAGCUUAAUCCCACAACAUAAACUCAUCACCUGCCCAGGUAGCAGGUUCCAGUCUUGGACAGGGAGGGCCUUUUCUGCCCAGCAAUUAUCCUUACUGAACUCUGCUCACUUUCUUCACGGACUAAAUGUCACCAACACAGCCAACGGUGCGGGCAAUGCAGCUUUCACGAAACUAGGGGAGCACACCCACAGCACAGACACUGUAACAGGUGACUGCUAUGCCAUUUUUUUCAAUCAAGUUCACAAAAAUACAUUGGCCGUAUAAUAUAAAAUCAGGGGAUUACACCAGGAUUUAUUAUGGAAAAUAAUUAUGUAAAAUGUCAAAAAAAGAAGUUACAUUCAAAUUACACAUAUUGUCUUCUAAAUAAUAGUGAUAGUAUACUAUGUUCUAAAUAUAUUGUUCAUCUGUACACUUUUUCAAUAGUUAAACACCUCGCAAAAUUGCAUAGUGUUUCAGAUAAUUAUUCUAGGUAAUUUUUCAUUUUUGUUAUAUAUUGUUUUUGCAUUUUUAAACAACAGAUCUGUAAAUAUUAGUUGCUAUGAUUUUUGCUUUCAUUCAUUUAACCCUCCCCACUCCAGUACUUUCGUUUGAAUUUUUCUUUUUUAAAUUUACGAUCUGUAAUGAAAUGUCACGUUACUCUGCACACGUAUUUAUUUUUUAAAUAGUUCUUAAGUAUUUUCCCUUUUAAUACAAUGCGCUAGUUUUAUAUUUGUAUUUUAAUUUAGUACAAAUUGUAGAAAAAUACAAAAUAAUAGUGGAGAAUUACGCACAAAUCUAUUAUUUAAUUUGACAAUUUAGUAAAAAUUAGAGGUUUUGACACGUAACGCAUUAUUUCUCGUAAAUAACUGCUUUGUUCUAAAAUAUUUUUACAAUCUAAAGUAAAAAAAAAAAAAAAAACCUUGCAAAUAUUUGCCGUUAAGAAAAAGACAUUUGAAUUAAAAUUGAUACUUCUCAAACUUUGCCGAGAAUAUGUUGAAUGAUGUGAGUUAUAAAGUGUAUUAAGGGAGAUUCAAAUAAAUCUAAAUAUAUAUUUUAUCAGGAUCAUAACAUUUAUUUUUUAUUUACCUAGAUCGACAGAAUACGUUGGACUUAGAAAAAAAAAGUAUAAGUACAGCUUUUCAACCAGUGCAAAGAAGGUGAGAAAGUGAUUUUAUUUUAACUCAUAUCUGGGACCUGUUCAUAUGCAUGUACAGUGUCAAGUGCGAAGAAUCAUAAAUAUAUUUUAGACGAAAUAUGAAUUGCAGUUUUGACGUUUUCCUGGAUCGUUGUAUAUUUCACACAUCUUUGGAAAUAUUAAUCAUGACUACACACCAGAUACAUUACGAUCUGAAUUGAAUCUUUAUUAAGGUUAUCAGAUGUCUAACUAAUCUAGAACAAUUGGCAUUUUAUUUAUUUUUUGUUAAGAGUCCGAAUUUAGUUAUUUUUAAAAUAUGCGUGUAGCUAAUAUACAAAUUCAAACUGGUUGAGAGAGAGAGAGAGAGUGUUUUAAACUGUAAUGAAGUUUAGCAUACAUACUGCUACUUAAAAUAGUAAAAUAUUAAACUAUUACACUAUACUCCCAUUUGCUUAAGUGAUUCUGCAUUGGUUUGUUGCUCUGGCCUCAAGGGUUAAAUAAAAAUGUGUAUAUAUAAUACAUAAAUAUUAGAUAUAAAAAGAUAUGUAUAUUAUGUGUGUGUAGUGUCAUAGAUUAAUAUGUUAAUAUAUAAUACACAUAAAUCCAUAUUAUCAAAUUAUGCACAAAGGGGUGGCUAUGUACUGUUAUUGUGUAUGUUAAUUUAUUCUUUAUUUAUUUUUAGGUCUCAAAAUCAAAUCGAUGCUGCUAUGAUCCUUUCGGCAUUGUCUUCCUCAUAACAGUUUAUUAUUAUUUUUUAUACAUAUAUAUUUUAUUUUUUAUUUUUUUUUCUAACCAUUGUUCCAAUGCUUGUAAAAUAUUUCACGGACAGUUGCAUGCCUGUGUAUAAAACCGAACCCAAACUGUUUCUAUACUCCCAUGCUGCUUAGUUUUAGACUUCAUGGUUUUGUCCUGUGAUGAUUAAUUGUCACUUCUUUUUUCAUUUUGGAUUUUUAUUUUAUUAUUAUUAUUUUUUCUCUCUCUGUGUAUGUGUGGUGUAUAUAGUAAUACAUAAAAUGUACAUAUGUCUUAAAAAAAUUGUACAAGAAAGUAUAUAUUUUUGGUUAAUAAAUGAAUUGUUGCCACUUCAAUUAAGAAUUAUGCUGUUGACCUGUUCUUUUGGGGAUAGAUGUUGAAUUAACUUUUUAUUAUCCUGCAAGUAUACUGUACUUUUUUUUGUUUUGUUUUCUUCUUUUUUUUCUAAAUUUAUCUCUCUG